AUGGCGCUCCCUGAACGCAAGAAAGGCCUUGUAUGUAGGCUUACAAAGUCACUUUAUGGGCUCCGACAGGCUUCGAGACAGUGGUUUCACAAAUUCUGCUCAACUUUUAAGCAAAAUGGUUUCAUUCAAUGUAAAAGUGACUAUUCCUUGUUCUUAACAGGUUCUGGUGAUUUUGAAAUCUUCUUAUUAGUAUACGUAGACGACAUCAUAAUUGCAGGAGCUAACCUUGAUAUGGUGACCAGAGUUAAAUUAAAGCUGCAAUCCAUUUUUAAACUCAAAAUAUUGGGGGACUUGAAAUUCUUUUUAGGCUUAAAACUCGCCAAAUCUUCUCAAGGGAUUUCACUCAUACAACGCAAGUAUACACUCUCUUUGCUCGACGACACCAACCUCUUGGACUGCAAGCCGACAACAGUUCCUAUGGAUGCCAAUCUCAAAUUAAGAGCUAAAGAAGGUGAUCCGAUCCCUGAUGCUUCUGCGUAUAGGAGGCUUAUUGGUCGCCUCAUGUACCUCACUAUCUCUUGGGUAGACAUCACUUUUGCAGUCACUAAACUGGCUCAAUUCAUGUCUGACCCGCGGAUGCCUCAUUUACAAGCUGCUCACCAAGUAUUAAGGUACCUUAAGAAUGCACCAGGCCAAGGGAUUCUGUUUUCAGCUGCUUUCCAACUCACCCUGUCCAUAUAUUUUGAUGCCGAUUGGGGUAGUUGUCUCGACACAAGGCGAUCAACUACAGACUAUUGUGCCUUCCUAGGUGACUUUCUCAUUAAUUGGAAAAGCAAGAAGUGGACAGUAGUUUCUAGGAGCUCCACCGAAGUCGAAUAUAGGUCCAUGGCUCAUGCUAGCUGUGAGGUUAUUUGA
Molecule: messenger RNA, 855 nt
Organism: Arachis duranensis
Lineage: Eukaryota; Viridiplantae; Streptophyta; Magnoliopsida; Fabales; Fabaceae
Exons: 1
Coding region: 1-855 (284 amino acids)
Source: RefSeq, a predicted model, not a curated record